Striga asiatica is the source of this 378-nucleotide messenger RNA. NCBI's taxonomy places the organism in Eukaryota, Viridiplantae, Streptophyta, Magnoliopsida, Lamiales, Orobanchaceae. The record is from the annotation of a GenBank genome assembly.
AUGGAAAAGCCCACAAGAGAUGCCCACCUCCAUUUUGGGCUCAUUGGAUACCGGAAAUUGGGAGAGACGACCGGGAGUAGCGCGGCAGAGAGAGAAAUUGGGCGGGACGGAGAGGGUGGCGACGGGCGACGGGUACAUUCGGAGUUCCUCGAUUCCUCCGCCGAGCUGGCCGGAGGCGCCGCGGCCCCACGAGAACAGCUGAAGAGUGGUCGAUUCUUGUGUGUCGGUGGUCGGGAAGGCGGAGGUGCUGGAGUGGUCGUAGAGCAGAGGAGGAGAUUUGGCGGCGGAGGAGGAAAGAGUGCUGUGCCAGGCGAGAUGAGAGCUGGGAGAACGCAUGGGCGUGAAAAUGCAGCGACGAAGGGCCAUCGCCGGCUGUAG